CUCCAGGGUCCCCACAACUCAUCCUCAUUCUCAAGCCAGUGGCUCCUUGGUCUAUACCGACCGAUUCUUGCAUUGUCCAAACCCUUUACCGUGGCCGUAAGGCCUUGCCAACAUGCCUUAUCCAAACACAAAGACCAUUUACGUGGGCUCCUUCUACGAGUUCACCGAUCUUGGGAUUGAUGAGUUUACUUGCAAUUUUCGCGAUUCUCACGACGACCCUGAUCGGGCACCCUUUCUGUCCUACGACAGAGACCUGCGAUGUUUCGUCGCCGAAGUCGACAAGGACGAUGAUGAGACUCUCGCAAACCUCUGCACUCGUCUUGAGGGUGCCAUCGAGGCUAGCUCCAAGAUGUCCUUGUACGAUGAAAUCCGUUGUAAGCCCAUCGAUGGUAUUUGGGUCGACGUUGGGAUGAACAACUCAGAACCCGACGGUGGCGAUCUCAUUGAUCACCUUGAUGAGGCUGAAGACGACGAGAUCGGCAAUAGCCACAAUGUCCCUGACAGCAUUGCUCAUCUCACAUCAUACUGGAAACCUCGCGGCGGAGACAUCACUAUCCUGCCCCAAAUUUUGGCAUCUCAACUCACUGAGCACACAAAUUGUCAGCUGUUCAGUGAGGUGGAAACAAAGAGAUGUCGAAUCCUUGGUGCCAACCAUGCACUGGCUAAGGACAUGCUCCAAAACAUCGAGCCCCUCCUUGAGGUUUUCAAAGCACAACAAAAUACCACCUCCAUUCCUGCUAAUGGCAACAUCCUGAUACUGCCACCUACUGGUAGCACCACUAUCCUCCAAUACCCUCGGAUCACAGCUCCCCAUCCAGCCUUCAAACGUGUCAUCACCCAUGUCCAUGAUCACGAUGCCCUUCCCACCAAAGCCCUUGGAGAGGUGCGUCAGUAUGACCAUCAAGGCAAUUACGUUACGCCUGACAAUCUCCUAACCAUCGGAAUCUCUCCCACCAACACAAUUCGCAGCUCUCGUGUUUGGGAUGAUUACAUCUAUCAGACCUUUGGGGAUCGCAACAACUUGCACCCUCGCUUGACCCAGCCUCCACCGAGCUCUAUUUCUAGCACAGGCAUUCUCCACAAUCAAACUCAGGUCAGAAUCGCUGCCUGGACCGAUGAGGUGGUCAUGGGAGCGGAUCCUGACGUCCCCCCGCCCACCCCGAAAGAGCCUGUUGUCCUGCCUCGAAGAAGAGUCAUUGCUGAAGCAGACAGCGAGAGUGAUACCGAGUCUGAACCACAGGCUGAGACCAAAAACCAGAGCACCAUCCCACAAUCACAAGGCCAAAGCCCAAGUGAAUGCUUGCUUACAUCUCCCUCCUCUCCGCUUCCCUCAGCUGAUUUUUCACCUGCGAUUCCAGGAGCAGGCAUCAUCAUCACCCCGUCGAUCUUGCCCGCCUCGACCACUUAUCAGUCAGUAGAUGUUGAACCAGAUGUUGGCUUCGAAAUUCCCGAGGACUUUGGCUUGCUGUCAAGCCCUUUCAAUCCAACUCCAGACCCAAUCGAGCAUGGAACAACAUCCAAGCUAGGAAAUUAUUCAGCCGAUCAAGGUGUCCAGACACUAAUUCAACUUGACGCGGAAUCACCAGAACCACCAUCCUAUCCCCGAGGAAGGGGCUAUAAUGCAAAACAAGGCCGCUCUACUACUCAGAGAGGUGCUUCCACUGCACAACGAGGCGGUCACAGAGGCGGCUCUACUGCAUCACGAGGUGCUCACGGAGGUGGCUUCGGUUUCCAGAGAGGCGGCUCUGCUUCCCAGAGAGGUAGUCAGAAGGGAGGUUCUCCUGGCAAGAGAGGCGACCCUGCUACUCAGAGAGGUGGUUUUACUACACAACGAGGUGCUCAGAAGGGUGGCUCUCCUGGCAAGAAAGGCGGUUCCACGGCUCCCCAAGGUCAGAGAGGUGGCUCUGUUUCUCAUAGAGGCCGAAGCGCUCCUAGAGGUCCGGUGUCUUAUGCUACAGCUUUGUCUCACGGACAUAAACAGCUGUCGACUAGUGACAUUCUACCCACUGGCUCUGUGAACCCUGGUCCGAGAGAUAGUCAAGCGAGAGAAAGUCCUUUGAGCCAUACAGCCACAUCAACAACAGAGGUCUCCCUCUUCGAUCUCUCUCAGUCACCAGAGGACCAAGUUCCAGGACAAGAUACCAACUAUCGCCCAACUCUCUUGCCCGCAGUUCCUCCAGGCUUCGAGAACUCUAAUCAUUCUCGAACCUUUGGAGUUGUAACGCAGAGAGACGGUACCCAAGAUUUAUCCACGAGACUCGGAAGUACCUCUAUCCAUUCUGCCAGUGGGUCAAGUGCCACAAAUUCCGCAACGUCGAAUGGUGUGCGAUCUCUACGCUUCAGCGAACAAGGCGCGAACUAUUCUCAACCCAACCUUCCACAGAAAAACAUCCACAUGCUCAGAGAGCAGAGGGUGAGAGAGUUACAACAAGAUCAAAACAAGAAGGCCCCCGACACGCCUCCGCAGAUGUUGCGUUCGACUAUGAACCAACAAGCAGGGAAACCUAAAAAAGGACAUCAGAGAGGUGACAGUAACCAUUCACAGAUGAAGCCGACAACUGAGAAGCCUACAGCCAAACCCGAGUCCGAUCCGUCUCGAGCGGCCGGUAAUAACGCAAUGAGCGCUGCUAAGCUUGCUCAGAUCAGGAAAAACCCUCUGCUAGCAGAGCUGCAUGCCGAUACCCUUGAGGCGAGGUUGAGGGAAGAGCAGUGCCGCAAGCUCAUUCCUCAGCUCGAGAGAUUGUUUGAGAUUUCACGGGCUUUCAAUGGAGAGCUCUCCUUUCAGGCUCAACUAGGCCAGGUACUCGUCACAUAUGGCUCCAUGCUUUCGAGUGAGAAGCUCAUCGAUCCGGAAAUGUGGUCUAAGAUGUUUGCCCCUCAGCAAUCGGGCAAUAAUAUGGUACAAUCCUCUUUUACACCAAUUCUCACUACUAACGGGGCCGACGUCGAUCGCGCGUUGGAGAUGAAGAUGCUGGAUGGCAAAUCCAAAAUCAAAGCAUUCGGUGCAAAACCCAUCUCCUAUUCAGUCAGCUAUCGUUUCUCGUGCCAAAGUCGCAGCAAUGAUGACUUUUGGAUUGUCGUCGAUCAGAACGGAAAUUACGAGCUUGUACGUGAAGCUGUUACAACGGGUAUGGUCAACGUUCACUGCCCGAACCAUAUCUGGGAUGCUUCAUUCGUGCUCUCAGGCCAUCUGAAGUGGUUGAAUCCGCCACCGGCUCUCCAAAACAGUAUCUCUGCAUUUGUGGAAUCUCUAUACGUCCUUCCAGGUCGGGAAAAGUUCAUGAUGGUUUUCCGUCAGCCUAGCGAUCACGAAAUGGAGAUCCGAAACAUGGUGGUCAAGAGAACUAGCAAGCAUGGCUGCAACAUGCCCAAGUGCAACAUGCUGCAGCUGCAGGUCACAGAAACCAAGACCCUCUUAUUCAAAAAGCAUCCUGAGGAUCUAAACCUCUGGCAGGCCUAUGAAAGUACGACCGAUGAUCACCAGAGACUGAUGGACACUGGACGUGUUCAUUAUGAAAUUUCUGUGAUCCAUUCUGACAUCAGUAAAGCCUUGGCCCAGAACGUCGACUUGCAGUUUGGACGUCUCACCGACGAACAGACUACAGGCAAAUCGCUCGUCAAAUCGCACCGAGACUCGAUCUGUUCCAUGCUUGACAUUGUCGUUCGCAUGGUGUCUAAGCUCGAUUUCAUGGGUCUGUCCAACAUUGGCACUCAGCAACGUAACACCGCGGCUGAGGCCGCUCACAGACUCAAAUUAACACAAGCCGCUGCGUCACGAGGAGGUCCCCCCGCCCCAAGGUCAAUGCCUGUGCAGACCAAAGACUCAUCGAGCUUGGCGCACGAUGACCAUGGUCCAGCGGCAAUCGAGGUGGUUCCUGGCAUCAGGACAAACACUCGGGCUGAGAUUUUCUCGAAUCCUGAUGGAUCCAAGUACAGAUUAGGUCUGGGAGGUGCCAAAAUCCCCGUCUUUACCAACCAGGAUAUGUCUGCUUUCUCUAAUACCGAAGAUUCCAUGGCACCAGAUGACAGUGUGAGCCAGGUGGGCGGAGCGUAUCGAAAGCCUCAAAACCCAGGUAUACAUGCAACCCCGUCCGUUGUUACAGACAUUGGUCCAUCUCGCCAGCUCUCCAGUGUCAACAAUCAGACGAGCGACAAAGACGAGCCCACUUUCUGGUAAUGGGUUUAAUUUGGAGAUAUGACAGGGCUCUUGAAUUCAUCAACAGCCAGAUUUCUAUCAUGUGGUGAACAUUGCAAGGACAACGAACGGGUCGAGAGAGAGUGAACGGUUC
Messenger RNA from Exophiala mesophila, 4289 nucleotides. RefSeq lists its product as uncharacterized. Lineage: Eukaryota; Fungi; Ascomycota; Eurotiomycetes; Chaetothyriales; Herpotrichiellaceae. The record is from RefSeq and is a predicted model, not a curated record. Bases 113 to 4177 code for a protein of 1354 amino acids. The transcript is spliced from 4 exons.